GCCGUCGGCGGGACUUCCGUGUUGGCGGGAUUCUGAACGCUGCCAUGGCUCAGACCGUGCAGAACGUUACAUUGUCGCUCACUCUGCCCAUCACGUGCCACAUUUGCUUGGGGAAGGUACGCCAGCCUGUCAUAUGCAUCAACAACCAUGUAUUUUGUUCAAUUUGUAUCGAUUUGUGGUUGAAGAAUAAUAGCCAGUGUCCAGCUUGCAGAGUCCCCAUCACGCCUGAAAAUCCUUGCAAAGAGAUUAUUGGAGGAACAAGCGAAAGUGAACCUAUGUUAAGCCAUACAGUCAGGAAGCACCUUCGGAAAACUAGACUUGAGUUACUCCACAAAGAGUAUGAGGAUGAAAUAGAUUGUCUGCAGAAAGAAGUAGAAGAUCUUAAGAGUAAGAAUCUUAGCCUAGAGUCACAAAUCAAGACUAUUCUGGAUCCUUUAACCUUGAUGCAAGGCAACCAGAAUGAAGACAAGCAUCCAGUUGCAGAUAAUCCAAAUAAAAUUGACCCAGAAACUGUAGCAGAGUGGAAGAAAAAACUUAGAACAGCUAAUGAAAUCUAUGAAAAAGUAAAAGAUGAUGUGGAUAAGUUAAAGGAAGCAAAUAAAAAAUUGAAAUUGGAAAAUGGUGGCCUGGUGAGGGAGAAUUUACGACUGAAGGCUGAAGUUGAUAACCGAUCACCCCAGAAGUUUGGAAGGUUUACAGUAGCUGCUCUUCAGUCCAAAGUAGAACAGCAUGAACGUGAAACCAAUCGCCUCAAGAAAGCCCUGGAACGAAGUGAUAAGUAUAUAGAGGAACUAGAAUCUCAAAUUGCACAGCUAAAAAAUUCAAGUGAAGAGAAGGAAGCUAUGAAUUCCAUUUGCCAGAGAGCACUUUCUACAGAUGGCAAGGGGAGCAUAGUCAACGAGGAGGAUAUGGCAUCAAAGAAUCAAGGUGAUGGUGCCAGAAAACAGCUUGGCUCAUCCACCUCAAGUUCUCACCUGGCAAAACCUUGUAGCAGUUCUGCCAGGCAGGAAAGCACCAGCAAAACAGAACCGAAUUGUUCUAAGAACAAAGACCUGUAUCAAAAACAGGUGGAAAUAAUGUUAGAUGUGACAGAUACAAGUAUGGAUACUUAUUUGGAAAGAGAUUGGGGUAAUAAGCCAAGUGAUAGUAUACCCUACAAAGAUGAAGAACUUUAUGAUCUUCCAGCUCCUUGUACUCCUUUAUCCCUUAGUUGCCUUCAGCUCAGUACUCCAGAAAAUAGAGAGAGCUCUGUAGUCAAAGCAGUAGGUUCCAAAAAGCACCCAAACCAUCUCAGAAAAUUGGUGUUUGAUGAUUUUUGUGAUUCUCCGAAUGUUUGUAAUAAAGAUUCAUCAGAAGAUGAUAGAAGUGAAAAUGAAAAGAAAUCAGAGUGUUUUACUUCCUCAGAGACAGGGUUUUGGGACUGUUGUUCCACAAGCUAUGCCCAAAACUUGGAUUUUGAAAGCUCAGAGGGGAACACAAUAGCAAAUUCUGUUGGAGAAAUUUCGUUAAAAUUAAGUGAGAAAUCAGGCUCAUGCUUAUCUAAGAGGUUGAAUUCUAUUCGCUCUUUUGAAAUGAAUCGGACAAGAACAUCCAGUGAAGCAUCCAUGGACGCAGCUUACCUUGACAAAAUCUCUGAGUUGGAUUCAAUGAUGUCGGAAUCAGACAACAGCAAGAGCCCUUGCAAUAAUGGUUUUAAGUCAGUGGAUUUGGAUGGGUUAUCAAAGUCGUCUCAAGGCAGUGAAUUUCUUGAGGAACCAGAUAAGCUGGAAGAAAGAACUAAGCCAAACCUUUCCAAAGGUUCUCUAACUACUGAUCAGUUAGAAAAUGGAAAUGAUUGGAAACCCGCUUCUUUUUUUCUCCUCUCUCCAUCUGACCAAGAAAUGAAUGAAGAUUUUUCUCUCCAUACCAGUUCUAACCCAGGAACUAAUGAAAUCAAACCCCCAAGCUGUUUGUUUCAGACUGAGUUUUCCCAGGGUGUUUUGUUAAGCAGUUCACACCGGCUAUUUGAAGAUCAGAGGUUUGGGUCAUCUUUAUUUAAGAUGACCUCAGAGAUGCAUGGUCUUCAUAACCACCUUCAGUCUCCUUGGUCUACUUCCUUUGUGCCUGAGAAGAGGAAUAAAAAUAUGAAUCAAUCAACAAAAAGAAAAAUCCAGAGCAGUCUUUCCAAUGCCAGCCCAUCAAAAGCAACUAAAAGUUGACUCAUUAGAAAGGUGUCAUUUAUGUUUUUGUUCUGAGAGGAAUAUAAGUUUUUAAAGUUCCUUUUUUCCCCUCAUAAAAGUUCUAUACAAUUUUGAAUUGAUAAUCUGUAGUCAAGUGUCAAGUCAGAAUGGUGGAUUAGCCUGUAACCAAAAUACUUUUGUUCAUUUUAAAGAAUUUGUCCUUUUUCAGUUUCAUUUGGGCAUCUUUUUAAACAGAAAAGAUAGGGAGAGGGUUUCUUUUAAUGAAUAUUAUAUGUAUCUGGUUUGGGUGUAUUUUGUUUUCUUUGGUCUUGGUUUAGCUGUUAAGAUACAGUGGCCUAUUAAUGAGCCUCGGUUGUCUUCAGAACUUGGAUUUCUUAAAUAAAACUUUUUGGGUUGUUUACACACUGCUCAUAAGACACUUGAGUUUCUUUAAAACUUUCCUAGGGUGGGAAUAAUUUUGCCUGCCCUUUUUUAUUUAUAUUUAGUGAUGGCUCAACUUUUAGGCAGGGCCAUGUGGAGAAAUAGCACUCUAUAUUAGUCCAGUAUUCAUUUACUUUUUUUUUUUUUUAGGUUUUGUAUAUGUAUGUUUGCAUUUUUAACAUUGUGUUUUGUACAGUUUUUGUGAGAACCUUUUGCUAGAAUGAAAGAACACAUUUUCUAUAUGAAAAUAUUUGUUUUAUGUCAGGUAGCUUUCAUUUCCUCAUCUUUUUGUGUGUGUUGAAAAUCAGAAAUUGAGCCUACCUUGGAAAGAAGGCAUAGAAUGGUUGGUUGGGUUUGGAGGAGCCUAAACAUGGUAGCGUCAUUGUUCCAGAUACACAGGUGCAGAAGCGCUCUUUGCCAAAUGCUUGAUCCACUUUCAUCCCAGGGAGCUUUUUUUGGAGUGAAGUUCUUGUUUGCAUGUUACUAUUCUUUGUGGAAACUGUAUGCAUGGUAGCAUUCUUGCUUGCACUGUUUUCCUUACUUAAGAAAAAGAAGUUUUAGUUGGCUAAUAGAAUAUCUUUUAUGUAGGACAGAAUUUUUUUUCAUGAAGAGUGUUGAAAUGAGAAUAGGUGAGCUAAGCACAAUUUUUAAUUUAGGCUCUGAAAAAGUAUAUUCUAAACAUGUUUGGUAUGCCUAUAUAGGCCUUUAAAAAUGGUUUGUAUGCUAAUGACUUGUUUAUCUAAUGUGCACUGAACAUUUUACAUUAAUACUGUACUGUUUUACAUUAAUACUGCAUGCUUUUCUAUGUGAAUUGAAUAAAGGAUGUCAUAAGCACUGUAAUCCUUGAUGUUGUCUUAGAUAUUGAAUUAGCCUGUAACGACCAGUAAAACUUACAUUUUUAAUUGAUCUUAUAGAAGUUGACAAACUGUGGACCAUGGACCAAAUCUGGCCUACACUUGUUUCUUGUGAAAAACCUGUGAACUAAAAAUGGUUUUUACACUUUUUAAGUUUUUAAAAAUCAAAAAAAUCUUUCAUAAUACAGGAAAAUGAUAUAAAAUUGAAAUUUCAGUGUUUCUAAAUAAAGUCUUAUUAGAAUGCAGCUACACUCAUUUGUUUACAUAUUAUCUAUGACUGCUUCUACAUUGCAGUGGCAGAGUUGAAUAGUUGCCACUGAGACCAUAUGGCCCACAAAGCCUAAAUAUUUACCAUUUGGCAUUUUACAGAAAAAUUUGCUGACCCCUGUUAAUAAUAGACUCUAAGGAUUCAAUGAAACUAUAAAAGUGUAACAAAUCACUUUUAUGAUAUGGAGAAUAAUGCCUUCCACUUUUAGAAAUAAUAAGGGCCAAAAAUAAAAGCUAACAUGAAGCAUAAUUUUAAC
This is a messenger RNA of Callorhinus ursinus (northern fur seal), 3978 nucleotides long. RefSeq names its product ORC ubiquitin ligase 1 (gene OBI1). Gene Ontology annotation, molecular function: ubiquitin-protein transferase activity. The record is from RefSeq and is a predicted model, not a curated record. Gene Ontology annotation, biological process: regulation of DNA replication; protein monoubiquitination. NCBI's taxonomy places the organism in Eukaryota, Metazoa, Chordata, Mammalia, Carnivora, Otariidae.